CAUGCAGCGCAGUGAUCAGUAGAAAGAGCCUAUGACUUGUGAUCAGCUGCGUCCAAUCACAGUUGAUCAGGGGACAUCAACACUGAUCAUCAGGACACUGAUGAUGAAGUGCCCUGAUGAUCAGUGUAGCCCCAUCAGUACCACCUGUCAGUGUCCAUCAAUGCCACCUGUCAUUGCCCAUCAAUGCCACCUGUCAGUGCCCAUCAGUGCACAUCAAUGCCACAUAUUAGUGCCUACCAGUGCACAUCAAUGCCACAUAGCAGUGCCCAUCGGAGCUGGCUUUCAGUGCCAACUAUCAGUGCCAGUCAGUUCCACCUAUCAGUGCCAGUCAGUGCCACCUAUGAGUGUUGCCAAUCAGUGC
This is a messenger RNA of Staurois parvus, 361 nucleotides long. NCBI's taxonomy places the organism in Eukaryota, Metazoa, Chordata, Amphibia, Anura, Ranidae. The record is from the annotation of a GenBank genome assembly.